Molecule: messenger RNA, 4135 nt
Organism: Syngnathus typhle (broad-nosed pipefish)
Lineage: Eukaryota; Metazoa; Chordata; Actinopteri; Syngnathiformes; Syngnathidae
Gene: rps6ka4
Product: ribosomal protein S6 kinase, polypeptide 4
Exons: 18
Coding region: 769-3123 (784 amino acids)
Biological process (GO): protein phosphorylation; regulation of DNA-templated transcription; intracellular signal transduction
Molecular function (GO): magnesium ion binding; protein serine/threonine kinase activity; ATP binding
Source: RefSeq, a predicted model, not a curated record
AAGCAUCGCCCAGGUUGUGUCGAAAGCAUCUUGCUAUUAGCGCUUAGCUAGCAGCUGACCAAAUAUCAAGCGAUGUGUUGAUUUCUCGAACUAUUGGAGUAAAAACAUGUACCGGACUCUAGCAGAGGCAGAGAAGAAAAGGCACCCCCUCCUCCAGCAUGCUUUUUAUCGCUGAGAUUUAAGGAGGUUAUUUAUCAAGAAGACACUAGCCCUGGCUAACGCUACAAAGUUUGACGGACAAGAGCCAUUUGCUAGCAAGAUUGCGGGUUGUCAAUUUACUCCGACGGUUUAGAUUGUCUGGGAGCUAUCUGUCAUCUCAUCGAUUAAAAUCGCGACUCCUCCACGGAUUAAUAUUCACAUAAUUUGAUCACUCUCAAGUGGGUGCUAACGUGAAUGCGAGUGAAUAUACAUGAUUGACAACUCUUUAGCAACUAAUGCUAACGCCGUUGCUUAAACUUUCAGUGUUUUCACGUAAAUAAUAGUGUCGCAUUUCUCAGAGAAAAUAUCGAGCGACACAAUUCAAUAAACAGAAUGUAAAUGGUUUACAAACUGCUUUGUUUGUGGGGAUAAAACACUAAGGAUGUCAAACACUAGGAUUACUACCAGGACGACGUGUCAACGCACAUCUGUCCGUUGCCUUGCGCUCUUCACAGUGCAGCAUCAAUAAAUAAUUUGUAGUUGCGUGAAGUGGAAUAUCUCAAGUAGAAAAUAAGUGUUUUACAAUUCUCUGAUAGUUCGAAUAGGGAAGGAAGUAAUCUGGGUGGAGUUAUGUCGGGGAACACGUCUGAUAGUAGUGAUGACUCCGAUCCACAGACAAAUGAAAAUGCCUGUACCGUCAAGCUUCAAAUCACAAAUGCUAACCUCACAGGACACACUGAGAAGGUUGGCAUGGAGAACUUUGAACUACUCAAAGUUUUAGGCACUGGAGCAUAUGGAAAAGUUUUUUUAGUGAGAAAGAACAGCGGGCACGAUGCUGGCCAACUCUAUGCGAUGAAGGUGCUAAAGAAAGCGGCUAUCGUUCAAAAGGCGAAGACCACAGAACACACUCGCACCGAGAGGCAGGUGCUGGAGCAUAUCCGCCAGUCGCCCUUCUUAGUCACUCUUCAUUAUGCCUUUCAGACACACAGCAAGUUGCACCUCAUCUUGGACUAUGUGAGUGGAGGGGAGAUGUUCACUCACUUGUAUCAGCAAGAUCACUUUUCUGAGGAGGCGGUGCGCAUUUAUAUCGGAGAAAUAAUAUUGGCUUUGGAACAUCUGCACAAGCUCGGGAUUGUGUACCGAGACAUUAAAUUGGAAAAUAUUCUCCUGGACAGUGAAGGUCAUGUGGUAUUGACAGAUUUUGGACUCAGCAAAGAAUUUCUGCAAGAAGAGAAGGAAAGAACCUACUCUUUUUGUGGUACCAUUGAAUACAUGGCGCCAGAAAUUAUCAGAGGGAAGACAGGCCAUGGCAAGUCAGUAGAUUGGUGGAGCCUUGGUAUCUUGAUGUUCGAGCUACUGACGGGAGCUUCUCCAUUUACUUUGGAAGGAGAAAGAAACUCCCAGAGCGAAGUGUCAAAACGUAUCCUCCGCUGUGAUCCACCAUUCCCCUCUAUGAUUGGACCCACUGCUCAGGACCUGAUCAGGAAGCUCUUGGUGAAGGUUCCUCACAAGAGACUCGGUUUUGGACCACGGGGUGCCGCAGACAUCAAGACCCAUGCCUUCUUUAAGGGACUGAACUGGGACGAUCUUGCUCAGAAAAAGAUUUCAAGCCCGUUCAAGCCUGAGCUGAAGAGUGAACUUGAUGUGGGGAACUUUGCUGAGGAGUUCACUGGAAUGGAACCAGUCUACUCCCCAGCCAGCACACCUCCAAGCACUGAUCGCCUCUUUCAGGGCUACUCCUUUAUUGCGCCUUCCAUCCUGUUCAAUAAAAAUGCUGUCAUGGGAGACUUUUUGGAAUCCCAGGUUCCCGCCGACCGACCAGCUUCUGCCUCUGUCCAGCGCAGUGCAAUGUUAGCGGAAUCACAAUUCUUUCUUCACUAUGAGCUGUGCCUUCAGGGUCCACCCUUAGGGGAGGGAAGCUUCUCUGUGUGCAGAAAAUGCACACAUAAGCAAAGCGGCCUCGAGUACGCCGUCAAAAUUGUCAGCCGCAGAAUGGAGGUCAACACCCAAAGGGAGAUUGCUGCUUUGAGGCAAUGUGAAGCUCACCCGAACAUUGUUAAGCUACAUGAUGUCUUUACUGAUCAGUACCACACCUACUUAGUUAUGGAACUUCUGCGUGGAGGCGAGCUUCUCGAAAGGAUCAAGAAGAAGAAAUUAUUUGGCGAAGCAGAAGCUAGCCAGCUUCUGCUGAGUCUGGUCUCAGCUGUCAGUUUCAUGCAUGAGGCUGGAGUCGUGCACAGAGACUUAAAACCAGAGAACGUGCUGUUUACAGAUGAGAGCGAGAACUCUGUUCUCAAAGUCAUCGAUUUUGGAUUCGCCCGUCUGUGUCCUGCUGGCAGCGCCCCGCUGCAAACGCCGUGCUUCACGCUGCAAUACGCCGCACCUGAACUUUUUGAGAGCGCAGGUUACGACAAAGCCUGCGACCUUUGGAGUCUCGGGGUCAUCCUGUACACCAUGCUGUCAGGCCAGGUGCCGUUCCAGAGCGAGCAGGUGGGGAUGACGUCGUCUUAUGCUGCCGAUAUCAUGCAUAAGAUUAAGGAAGGUGAUUUCUCCUUGGAUGGGGAGCCGUGGAAGGGCGUGUCAGAAGAUGCAAAAGAACUUGUUAAAGGACUACUGACAGUGGACCCAGAAAGGCGACUCAAGCUCUCUGAUUUGAAAGAGAACAGCUGGCUACAAGGCGGAGCGUCAAUGUCCACGACACCUUUGUGCACUCCCGACGUGCUUGAGUCCAGCGGGCCCACCGUGCGGACUUUUGUGAACGCCACUUACAAGGCUUUCAACCGCGGUAAGAGAGAAGGCUUCUUUCUAAAAAGCGUCGACAAUGCCCCGCUUGCAAAACGGCGGAAACUCAAAAUGACAAGUACAGGCGUAGAGACCCGAUGGAGUUCAUCCUCUUCAUCCUCCUCCUCCUCCACUUCUUCCUCUGCCUCUGCAAAAGCAUCAAAAGCACAGCCAAAGCAAAGUGUCAGCCCAAAGCAGAGCUAGCUUUAGUUUCGCAAGCGGAUCAAGAAUAUGUCACGCGGAGUUGCUCAGACAAGUAAAAAAAAAAAAAAUGUACAGAGGAAACAACGUGGUUUAAUGUCAAGUUGAAUUCCAAUUUAUUACAAUAUGACUGAGGUAAAAUUUGUCAUUUGCCAUCAAAAUGGAGUUUGGAUGUGAAGCUGGGCUCGAGGAAAUGCAUAAAAUGUACAUUCUUUGUAUUUUCUCAUCAGACAGCAGUAACGUCAUACACUAAAAUUUCAAAAUGGAGAUAUGCCUCUUUUCACUGUGGGGGGAAAAAACAGUGCUUUGUAGGGUUAAAGGGAAAAAAUGAGCCAUUUAGAGCUGACGAUAAGUCAGUCCACAAUCGAGCCGAGCGAAUACACACGUUUGCACAUGGCAGAUGCAAUGAUGACAUCGGUGAUUUGCAUAUUUAAUAUUUGUCGUCGCGUUGAGGGCUUUUACAACUUAACAAAUUUGGUUUGAUUCCUGCUUUUACAAGUGUUAUGCUAGUUUUUAUUUUUAUUUUUUAGGCUGGCCAUUAACAGUCUGCACUUUGGGCUUUGAAUGUAAAUGAUCAAAACUGAGCUUUGAGGUCACAUAUCCGACAAGUCACAGUUUUAAAAAAAUAAAUGUUUUUGCAAAGUCGUUAUAACGCAAAUGUUUUACAUUACGAGCAACGUUUCAGGCGUGUACUCAUUAAAAAGAUUCACUUACAGUGUUGGCCGCAUCCACAAAUGUUGCAAUUGUGAUUUUACUGGCUGUAAAUUCUUUGCCUUGUGUACUGGUCUUUUUAUGUUUUUUUUUUUUUUUUUUUUUAAAGGAAACCGGUUGUUUAUCAGCAUUACUUGUAAACUGUUGAUUGGUGUGGAUUGUUUUGUAGUAAAUGUGUCCUGUUCUUACUUUUUUCUUUUUUACUUGACUAUUGUAUCGUGAUGCAGUCACUGAUGUAAACUGGGAUUUAUUUGCACCAAGACCAUUUGUUUUGCUGCAAAAUAAAUAUACAUUUUCAAUGGAA